AUGAAAUUUGGUCAAAAGAUUCAAGAGUUUAUCUAUUUGCUAAGUACCGAUGACAAGUACUCCGAAUAUGACUCAAGAAAGUCGUUCAAUAGAGUCAACAAGCCAGAUUCGCAGACUUUGCUCGGCGUCUACGCCAGUGAUAACAGCUCGAGCGUGGAACUAGACUCGCGCAGAAACAAGGAGAGCAGCAGUGAAGCUGGAAUCCACGAAAUGAAACUUGCUUGGAGACACAUCAAGCACUGGUUGCACAAAUACGCGCCCGAUAUCAACAGCUCGUUACUGAGCAAAUGCACUUCCAACGACUUGGUGGAUUUUCAAAAAGAUCUCAAUAUCAAGCUCCCCAAGUGCGUUUUGGAGUUUUUCAAAAUCACCGAUGGACAACUGAAUUUCGGAAAUAGCCUAAACAUGGACACCACGGGUUUGAUCUUUGGCUUGAAGUUGAUGUCGCUUGAUGAGAUUAUGAUCCAAACUGAAAACUGGCGGAAAGUCUCCGAUUUCGUAAAUAGCGAGUUGCGUCAUCUGAAAUACGAAGCGAACGAAAUGACAAAGUUGCCCAUUCUGCAUGCCAACAGCAGCCAAUACAAGAAAAAAAUUGGACUUGGCCUCGGUGCCAAUGUCAAUGCCAGUGUCAAUGCCAAUUCCAAUGUCAAUGGCAACCACAGUGACGUCUCGUCGGUUCGGUCAUCUUUUGACUUGGGUGGUGGAGAUUCAACCUCGAGAAAGACCUCGGUUUCAUCGCACGAUUCAACAGCACAGGGCAACAGAUUGAAGCGUCGGCAGAAGAUGCCUGCUCAACGAACAAUCCCACCGGGGACUAUACAUGAAACAUUUGCCCAUCCAAUGUGGAUCCCCAUUGUGACUGAUGAGGUGGGCAACUAUAUCGGGAUAGACUUGUGUCCCGCUUCAAAGGGUGUACUAGGCCAAGUCAUAUUAUUUGGACGAGACUUUGAUUUCAAAUUCCAAGUAGCUGAUACGUGGGGUGAUUUCUUGCUUCUUUUCGCAAACGAUUUGGAAACCGGCAACUGGAGCAUCAAACUGCAGCAGAAGAACAACUACGGGGACUUGUUUGUUGGCAACGAGGGCGACUUGGUGUUUGUCGAUAAAGAAUCGGGGUUGGAAAUACCUUACAUGGAAAUGUUAAAGAGAAGAGCAGUCAAGAAAUGGAUGACGAGUUUAGAGAAAAAUGAGGACUCCGACUUGGUCAAUGGAGAAUUGUUGAAUGAGUUGAAGGAAAAUGAAAUAUCGAUCCUUCUGCUACUGAAUAAGCAGUGGCAGUCGGUUGACACUUUCAUCAACAAGAACUUGGACCUCAUUGAUAAUGUCAAGACGCUGGAGCGGGUCGAGGCCCAGUUAUCGACGGAUUUAGUGCUACUGCCACCGUCGGUAAAGACUGGGAUGAAGCCAGGGCUGAAGGUAGUGACGAGCGGAGGCAAAUCUUGUGCAAAGAGCCCGUUGUCACAAGAGGUUACCGUGGAAGAUGAGCUGAUGGACAAUUGA
Messenger RNA from Lodderomyces beijingensis, 1497 nucleotides. The record is from the annotation of a GenBank genome assembly. Lineage: Eukaryota; Fungi; Ascomycota; Pichiomycetes; Serinales; Debaryomycetaceae.